This is a messenger RNA of Stylonychia lemnae, 1290 nucleotides long. NCBI's taxonomy places the organism in Eukaryota, Ciliophora, Spirotrichea, Sporadotrichida, Oxytrichidae. The record is from the annotation of a GenBank genome assembly.
AUGAAAUAAAAAUUAAUAUUCAACUUAAAGGAUAAUGCAAGUAUUGAAAGUACCCCAUUUGAAAGGAAAACUCAAAGAAGAAUUAACGUCAAGAGGACCAAUGCUAUUACUAUAUCAGAUUCUGAUUCAAACAAAGAAAACAAUUCAGUCUUCUGUAACUAAUCUUGCAAUCUUAAAUUAAUAGCUAAAUCCCCUACAUGUGCGAAACUAAUAAAAUAAGAAGGUUUUCUGACAAAUCAAAAUUAUCAUGAAAUUGUUGAAUUCAAAGAGAUUGUUUGCAGUGAGUUACCUAGAAUUGGUAGACCCUAUCUGAUCAAGAAGUAACUCAACUUCGAUUAUAAGACGAUCCUUAUAAAAUAUGAUCACAAAGUAAAAUACAGAAAAAUAACAAAUAAUUAGGUUCUGGGCGGCUGUUUAUUUAAACCUUACCUUCUAGACAAUUUUAUUGAGUUAGUUUAUUUUUGCAUUGAUAAAACCUAAUAAGGACAGGUGAGAAUAAUUAAACUUGAUAAUGAUAUUAUUCAGGGUCUUGGGAAUGAGCUAAUGGAUCAUCUAAAAGCCUAUGCUUAGAAAGAAGAUAUUUCUUAUAUUAUAGCUUAUGCUGACAACAAUGCAAUUUAAUUCUUCAAAAAGCAAGGAUUUAUUCAUGAAAUAUCGCUGCCAAAGACUUAAUACAUGAAUCUCAUAGAACACUUUGUUGGGGCAUAAUUAAUGGGAUUCAAGAUUAUUCCUGAGUUAGACUACCUCAAUCUCAAAUCAGUUCUGCAAAGGCAAGUCGUCGUAUUAGCAGAAGCUUUAAAAAAUCUACUCCCUCUUAAUCAGCUAUACCUCCCUUAUUAUAUAGAUGAAGAAUAAAGAUAGGACAUUGUUGAUAGCUUAGACCCAACUUUUGAAAGUAGUGAUUUAAUUGAGGUUAAGCCAAGCAAGGGUAAUAACCCUAAAAGAGUUGCUAAAUUUUAGCAUCUGCUAAUAGACUAAUUAAUGAAAAAAUAAAAUCUUCACUAUCAUAUUACUAAAUGCUGCAUCUUUAAGUAAUUCAAGUUAUUUGAAGAGUUAAACUUCAGAACAAUGACGGAAUUGAGUCAAAGAAUACUGAGAAUUUUUACAGAGUUCAAAUGCACUUGUGGCGGCUCUAAAAAGCUUGAAAGGACAAAGCAAUAUGUGGAGAGUAUGAUUGCUGUUGUUUAAAAUAGUGAUGACUCAGAUGAUGAUUAAAACUUUGAUAGCAAGUUUUAGUUUAAGGGUAAAAAGAGAUCAAAGAAGGAACUCUACAAGAGAGGCAAUUGCUGA